Molecule: messenger RNA, 4149 nt
Organism: Penicillium brevicompactum
Lineage: Eukaryota; Fungi; Ascomycota; Eurotiomycetes; Eurotiales; Aspergillaceae
Product: putative non-repetitive nucleoporin
Exons: 4
Coding region: 1-4149 (1382 amino acids)
Biological process (GO): transcription-dependent tethering of RNA polymerase II gene DNA at nuclear periphery; RNA export from nucleus; protein localization to nuclear inner membrane
Cellular component (GO): nuclear pore inner ring; nuclear pore
Molecular function (GO): structural constituent of nuclear pore
Source: RefSeq, a predicted model, not a curated record
AUGUCGUAUCCGACUCUUCCAACAAAUCUCCCUCCGGCGACACCACAGAAACCCCUUCCUGGAGCUUACUUUCAGACCCCAGCGCCAACUGGACCAAGACCACUCCCGACCAGGACACCAAUGUCAAUGCAAACCCAGCCGCAGACACAACCUCCGCAGACCCCGAUGCCGAAGCUACCCCCAGCAGCAACCAAGACCCAAAACCAGACCGUGAGCACCGAGGAGCGCGGGGCGCGGACUAUCAACAGCGCCCUACUUAGUGAAGCGCAAUAUCCGGAUCUUGACAGCUAUUUGUCACGUAAGAUCACACCCAUUCGAGCCAGGGCGCUUCAUCAGAGUACAACAUCCCCGGGGCCCAGCCAUGGGCACCUUUCCAAAAAGGUCAAGAUGUACGACAUCCCCGACCAGAUUUUUGAUCAAUACAACCGCGCGCAAGUUUCGACAAGCAUGGGCUUGUUUGCCGAGCUCAACCACGCGUGGGUAGCCAUUGACAACGCAUUGUACAUCUGGGAUUUCACACACCCGAACCCCCAGCUGGUAGGAUUUGAAGACCAGCCAAACAGUAUCAACGCAGUCAAAUUGACGAAACCACGCGCGGGAGUCUUUUUGCCUGCAAUCACUCACUUGCUGGUGAUCUCUACGACCGCGGAUAUCAUACUGCUAGGAAUGGGAUAUGAGAAGACACCCAGCGGGGGUCAACAAGUCUCUUUGUAUCACACUGGAAUGUCAGUUUCAGUUCGCGGCUUGGAUAUUAAUGUUUUCGCGGCUUCUGAUUCCACUGGCCGCAUUUUCUUCGGAGGAUCGUCUGACACGGAUGUGCACGAGAUUACCUAUCAGCAGGAGGAAAGGUGGUUCCAAGGACGGUGUGGUAGAGUGAACCAUACGAGCUCUCGACUUUUGGCUUUCAGACCAUCUAUGAGUUUGACCAAUCUUGCUCAGAGCUCUGUUGAAAGUGUCGUCCAGAUGGCACUCGACGAAAGCCGAAAUCUACUUUACACACUUUCUUCUGCGUCCACGAUUCGCGUCUUCCACCUGGGAUCUGAAGGCAGCUUGACACUUUCAAUUACCAAACGCGCUAUCGACAUUUACUCCAACAUCGGGCACAUCAUCACCUCCAAUGAGACUCUUAACCCGAGAGUCAAGAUCGUCUCGAUCAGUCCAGUGCCUGCCACAGAAGCGUCGCGCUAUCACCUGGUUGCGACCACCGCUACUGGUUACCGCAUCUACCUGAGUGCCACUGGUUCGUAUAGCUGGGCCCCCGCACCCAGUGGCACCAACCCUCCUACAAGCAUGCAGGCGCUGCAUGUGAAGACACCUCCUGUUGAUAUUACCGCCGGUGGAAACGCCUCUGGGCCAUCUAUCAGCGCAAUUUCCCCAUCUGCUGGCCCGAUCACCACCCUUUCACCCACACGACUCGCACAUCGAUAUUCCCCUGGGUACUUCUUCUGUUUCACCACCAAGGAUCCCCAGCAGAAGAUGGACACCCUUUUCAUCUCGACUCCCGACUCCGGCCGUGUAGCCCAUGUGCAGGACAACGCGACCAACGGCAACAAAGACGCCGAGUCGGCCAUCAUACUAGACCUUGGAGGCAAAGCAGAAGAUAUCGGCCUGGUUUCGGCACCCUCAUCGGUGACCAAUGAGCUGGCUGUUCAAUUUGACCACCCUGCAGCUGAAAUCGCCAUCUUGACUAAUGGCGGAGUUCAUCUCAUCCGGCGCCGUCGCCUUGUGGAUAUUUUUGCUGCCCUACUCCGUAGCGGUGGCAGUCGUGACGAAGGCCCGGAAGGCGAGGGAAGAAACUUUAUCAAGCUUUACGGACGCAGCGAGGCUCUGGCGACUGCUCUGGCGGUCGCUUGUGGCCAGGGUGUUGAGUUGUCCCCCGACCAAAGGAUGACUCGAAUUACCGACCCUGACGUCCUGACCUUGGCACGCCAGUUCUUUAUCGAGCAAGGAGGCCGGGCCCACUUGAACGAGAACGCUGUUGCGGAUGGGACGAUAUCUGCCCUUGAUGCAGUGCAACCCUCUCCACGACACGCGGGUAUUGCUCUUUACAUUUCCCGUCUGUUGCGAUCCAUCUGGAAGGAGCGAAUUGCCAAGGUGGGCAAGGGCUCGAACGGCGCCCAAACAGUUUCAGCGUCCGUGAGCUCAAGCAAGCUGCAAACCAUCCAGCACGACCUCUCCUCCCUGCAAGAAUUCUUCAAGGUAAACAGGAACUUUAUUGAGGGGCUCAGCGGGCCCGAUGCCCUCAACCGGAUGAAUACCAAGACAGAAGAAACGGCGCUUCAAGCCGAGCACCGCGCAUUACAUUCACUGGUGCAGUUGGUGUCGCACACAAUCGAAGGCAUCUCAUUCAUCCUUGUUCUAUUCGAUGAGCGGGUUGACGAGAUUGUGGCGACUCUGCCAGACGACUCCAAGGACAAGUUCCUAAGUCUCACAUUUGAAGAGCUGUUCAGUUCUAGCAAGGGCCAUGACAUCGCCAAGGAGUUGGUUAAGGGAAUUGUCAACCGCAACAUCGCCAAGGGAUCAAACGUCGAGACGGUGGCUGAUGCGCUUCGCAGAAGAUGCGGCAGCUUCUGCAGCACAGAGGAUGUCGUCAUUUUCAAAGCUCAGGAGAUGCUGAAGCGUGCAACUGAGGCCGGUGCCAACACAGAGCUAGGCCGCAACUUGCUCAAUGAAAGUUUGCAUCUCUUCCAGCAGGUGGCCGAUUCCCUGCCUAUGGACUACCUGGUCUCAGCCGUGGGCAUUUUCAUUAGCAACCAGUUCUUCGCAGGUGCGAUCCAGCUGGCGCUCAAUGUGGCUGCCCGCUCCGACAAAGCCAACCUGGCCUACACCUGGAUCAUGGAUGGACGCCCCGAACAGGUUUGCAAACCCUUGCCCCAUGGAACCCGCCGGAAUCUCACAUUCACCCAGGACACCCGAAAGGAAUAUUUCUUAUUCCGCAAGCAGUGCUAUGAUCUGAUCUUCAAGGUCGUUCUCGCAGUUGAUACCCUAGCUGCAUCUGACCCUGGCGUGAUUGACGGCCAACCGACACUCAUUGCUAAACGCCAGGGUGAAGCUUAUGGCGUGAUUUCUGACUCGGCGGAUGAGGUGUUUUUGACCAGCCUUUACGACUGGUACCUCGAACAGGGCUGGAACGACCGAUUGCUGCAGACACAGUCGCCAUUCGUGGUCACCUACCUCCAGCGCAAGUCCAACGACGAUCUCGGCCAUGCCGACCUGCUUUGGCGAUACUACGCCCAGUCUCAGCGAUUCUUCGAGACUGCACAGGUUCAAUUCCACCUUGCCCAGAGUGCUUUCAUCUUGCCAUUGAACCGCCGCAUUGAGUAUCUCGGCCAAGCCCGCGCUAAUGCUUCCAUUUUCACACCCGACGUGGGACGCCAAUCAAGGCAGCGAUUGCUGCAAGAGAUCUCGAACCUGAUCGACGUGGCCAAUAUCCAAGAUGACCUCCUCCAGAGACUCAAGGAUGAUGAGCGCAUUGUCGCCGAGCGGAAGUCUGAAGUACUAGAGGAUGUGGAUGGACCGAUCAAGGAUAUCAGCACACUCUUCAACCAAUAUGCGGACUCAGCUGGCUACCAUGACAUCUGUCUCCAGAUCUUCUACCAGGCCGACCACCGCAACGCAGCUGAUGUCAAAGCCACCUGGCAGCACUUGAUCGACAACACACACCAAGCCACCGUAACGCGGGGCUCACCGCAACCUUACGAAGCGGUGAUCGACAAGGUGCGGAGUCUCGGAAGUCGCCUGCGCAUGUCCGAGACGAUAUUCCCCAUCCGCGAGCUCGUCCCUAUGCUCGAGCGUUACUCCCUGGAGUUCCAGCGGAACGUUGGCCCGCCGACCUGGGUGGUGGAUCUGUUCUUAGAUCUCGGCGUUGCGCACGAAUCCUUGUACACGGUCCUCGAGACCAUGUACUACACCGACGAAGCGCCCUUCCAUGGGUCCAAUCGCCGAUACAUCGCACAGGAUCUGCUCUACCUCCUGACUGGCUGGUUCCAGGAGACCGUGCGACUGGGAGGAAUGGUAUUUGGGUCGGAUAUUGUUGCCGAGCGGAUCUCAGAGAUGCUGCUGAUCCUGACGCAGAGCAAUGUUAUUGGGAAGGAGCAGUUGGAGACCGCUCAUGAGUUGCGGUCGCGGAUCGAUGAUAUUUUGCAGUGA